This is a messenger RNA of Acaulospora morrowiae, 138 nucleotides long. The record is from the annotation of a GenBank genome assembly. NCBI's taxonomy places the organism in Eukaryota, Fungi, Glomeromycota, Glomeromycetes, Diversisporales, Acaulosporaceae.
AUGAAUGGAAAUAAUAAAAAACAAAGGUCAAAAGAAGAUAAGGAGGAUAUAAAGAUGAAAAUGAAUGGAAGUAAUAAAGAAUGGAGAAGGUUAAAAGAAAGUAAGAAUAAGAUAGGGAAGGUAGAAUGUAGCGAAUGA